Messenger RNA from Letharia lupina, 5082 nucleotides. RefSeq lists its product as uncharacterized. The coding region runs from base 1 to 5082 and encodes 1693 amino acids. The record is from RefSeq and is a predicted model, not a curated record. The transcript has 9 exons. NCBI's taxonomy places the organism in Eukaryota, Fungi, Ascomycota, Lecanoromycetes, Lecanorales, Parmeliaceae.
AUGCUUUUCAUUUCCUCCUCUUGUUGUAGCCGCUUGUUGCUCUUCAAUGGGUGUGGACUGGCCAUGACCGCCCAAUUGCUCACCUCCGAACUGUCAACCCUUAUACAGGAGUCCAAGAGGAAGAACCCAGAAUUAAGAGCGGCUGCUGAAAAGUCACUGAACGAUCUCAAGGCUCUCCCAAGGACGUCCGAAGCUCAAAUAGCAGCAGAUUUGAAAUGCCGACCGGUGUUCGUGAAGCCGUUCUUGCUCGCCUGCAGUACUCGCAAUCCAAAGUUUGCAGGUACCGCUGCUGUCUGCCUACAGCGGAUAGUCGUUGCCAAUGCAUUGCCCAAGGAAACCCUACCUGAGGUCCUAGGAGCUUUUCGAGAAUGCUCGACUUUAGCUCUCGAUAUUCAGCUCAAGGUGUUGCAGGCGCUUCCAUCCUUGCUACAGAACUAUGCAAGCAGCUUGAGUGGACAGCUUCUGGUGGCAGCUUUCCAAGUUUGCUUUCUUCUCUACAGUAGCAGGACUGCUGUUGUGUCGAAUACCGCAGCGGCUGCUAUACAACAGCUUGUGAGCUCUACCUUGGAGAAAGCUGCGAUAGAGAAUGAUGGACAGUUCGAGCAUGAGCCCUCUGUCGAGGUUGCGAUUGGAGACGGCACGACAUCAAUAUACGGCACAUCACUGGAUGCGUAUCGUCUCCUGGACGACAUUUGUCUCUUGACUGAUGGACAAAAGCCAAAGUUUCUGCCUGCGGUAAAUCUUGUUCAAAAUUACGGCCUGGAGUUGCUGGAGUCCAUGCUUGCAAAUCACGCGGAUACUGUCAUGGCUCAUCCGGAGCAGAUCCAUGUAUUACGUCUCCGGCUGAUGCCGUUGAUCGUCAAGAUCUUGUCGGAAAAAUCAAGCUUUUCGAGCACAGUCCGCACGAUGAGACUACUCAGAUUGAUCGUUAGUCGCCUGCUGUUUGCACUUGCACCUGAAUGCGAGAUGGUCUUGAGUCUACUGAAUCACAUGCUUGACCCGGACGCUGCCGCUCUUUGGAAGCGUGCUCUUUGCCUUGAGGUACUUCGUGGAAUUCAUUCCGAGCCUACACUGGUCAGGAGCAUAUAUGCUCACUUUGACGAAGCAGAGGAACAAAGGAACAUCAUUCGUGACCACUUGGGAAGCCUUGUACGACUGGCCUCGGAAAAGCCUGCAAUCAUUGGACUAGGGCAGCAGUCAUCAGUCCCUGUCUCGACUACGCAAGAUGACACUUCAGACGAGCAAGCCGCUAUCCAGGCUGGUGGUCUGAUAGGCAUUGGCGCCAUUCCCAUGGAAAAUAAUACCAACAAGUCUGGUAUAAGUUCUCAAUGGAGUGCUAUCAGAAUACCGUGCAUUGAUCAACUCGAUAAGUCAGAGCCCCCAACAUUGCCUGCGACGUACAUUUACAGUCUUGCCUUGACUUGUAUCACCACGUUUUCCGAGGGUCUCGCAAGAUUUUUGUUGCCGUUUACCGUGCCUACAGACAACAAGGCGAAACGAAAACAACCUACUUUGAAGGAUGUUGCUGUAGAAAGCCGGGCAGAAAAGAAGGCCGAAAGGACUCAGUCUUUCGGGGGCCGCAGAAUGCCUGUAAAUCCACUCACACUCAAGGAUCAUGUUCUGUACACACAGAUCUCGACCUCUGGCCACAUGGUAGAGCACUGUUGGCCAGCGCUACUUGCGGCCUCCUCUACGUAUCUCAACGCGACCUUGGACUCGGACAACUAUCAUGCACUGAUCCGAUCUUUCCAAAAAUUCACUCAAAUCGCUGGCCUUCUCGAUCUGGCGACUCCUCGAGAUGCGUUUCUGACAACCCUUGGUAAAAGUGCUGUGCCCUUGAUGAAUACCACGGUAGCAUCUCCGCAGACCAACGGACAAGAGUUCGGAUCUCUAGCAGGCGAGCUUACGGACAGUGACCGUGAUUCAAGCCCAGCGCGGAAUAGUAAACCUCGCCACAGUCGAAAGUCUAUGGAUUUAUCGUUGCCCACACUGAAUACCCGGCAUCUUCUCUGCUUAAGAGCUCUCCUGAAUCUGGGCAUCGCUCUGGGUCCGGUGUUGCAGCAGUCAUGGACGAUCAUCCUCGAGACUCUCCAGCAGGCAGAUCUAAUAAUUUCUCUUGCUGCCCCAGGUCGCCGAAAACAGAGCAGACGAUCAACAGGUGGAUUGGAAAAGGAUUCCGCCGCGGAACUUGGAGAUGGUGCCGAUGACUUGAGACUAGAGAUCACGGCUGCCGAGACUGCUGCAUCUAGAUUGUUUGAGAGUACGGCCGACCUACCGAACGAAGCUUUUAUGGAUUUUCUGACAUGUAUCUGCUCUCUACUUCCGGUCGGUGAGGGUUCGUCUGGAGGAACACCGAUCGAUGGGAUGCUCAACGCGAAACCUGCGGCACGGAAGCACCAGAGAGUGCGCAGCGUAUCUGGCAUUGCCAUGGACGCAGAUGUGGCAGGCCACAGCAGUGGAUUCGUGCUGGACAAGAUCGAUGACGCCAUCCAAAGUAAUGUUGGGCGACUACUUCAACCAGAGACGACGGAGACGGGUUGGGACUUCCUCUUAGAGAAGCUUACCAGCGUUUUAAGGAGUGGUCCCUUACCCUCGGACGUUCGCAUCAAAGCAGCGAGAGCUUUGGACGACUUGGUUGUGAUUGUGGCAGUCUCUGAAGAGGAGAUGUCUUCGGAAGAGCGUGACGCUGUCAGAGGCAGAAGCCUAGAAGCCUUGGCGAACGAAGUCUCAUGCCUCAGCGUUUCUGGACCGCAGAGCACGAGGAACUCCCAAAGCUGUGAGAUUGAGAUACAUCGACUUUCAUUGGAAGCUUUACGAUCAAUCCUGGAGCAUUGUGGUGAUUCACUCGAGAUUGGAUGGACCAGCGUUCUCACAAUCAUCAACAGCAUUUUCGCUACACCAGUAAGCGACCAUACGACUGAUGCAACCUCGCCUCGUAGUCGAUCGCAAAAGCUCGUCUCGCCUGCGUUUGGAUCGUUACAGCUCAUUUGUUCCGAUUUUCUAAGCUCUGUACCUCCUUCGCAUAUUCUGUCCUUAUUAGACACCCUUCAUUCUUUUAGCGCUCAAGACCAGGACUUGAACAUCUCCCUUACUACAGCCACGUUCUUUCGUAAUGUUUCAGACUUUCUACAGCGCGACGGCGGAAGGAUUGAACUGAACUUCUUGAAUACCCAUCAUCCGACGGAAGCUGAUCUGAAGCAGUGGGCAAAAGCUCAAUAUGACGAGAAAUCGACCCAAGCUUUGUGGCUAUACCUAUUGCUGCGUUUGACGCUGUUGUCCACUGAUAGCAGGCUUGAAGUUCGCCACAGUGCCUUGCAUACACUUUUCAGAAUCUUCGACGCGUGUAGUGAUCAAUUGCCAGCCGCAGCAGUACGGAUCUGUUUCAACGUUAUUUUAGUAAAAUUGCUUGAAUCAAAUGAGCUGCGACGACUAGCUUUGAAGAUAUCUCUGCAAUCUGUUUCCAAUGAGGGAUUGACAGACAGCUGGAAUGAGUCAGCAAUUGUUGAGAUUGAAGGCUUAUCGGGCUUGUUUACCCAAUGGCUAGAUACUUACAAGAGCAACGAAUCACUCGCCCCGAUGUUCCAAGAAUUCUUUGGGCAACUGAUCGGCUGCCUGAAACGGCAGUCAUUGACUGUUAGCAACGCUGUCUUUACUGGAAUGAGCAAAAUCCUUGCGGAGAUCGAGAGCCUCGAAAGCUUAGGGAAACCUCUAUUGGUCAAAGCGUGGCAAUUGUGGAAGGACGGUAAUCCCGCUUCUCACGUCGAUGAUUCCAAAAGGAAGAAUGGUAAUCAAGACGCCCUGAUGGCCUACAUGCUCUGCUUGGGGCAGCUCUUGCGCCUGAUAUCGCAGGACCUUCAACUUGACCAGGCGCACAUAAUUAUGUUGCAACUAAGAGCCUGCGUAGUGGAAUCGAAUGCCGCGGCCUACAGUACAGAUGUUGAUCGCGUGACGCCUGUGCAGGGCUUGGUAUUGGAGAUUCUGAACUCUAUACCCACCAAUACUCCAGAGUUGGUGCCAGAGCUCGUCGGAUCCAUUGAUGGCUUUGUGACCCUAGCUUAUGAACAGAAAGGCCAACCUUCAGGAAAAGCUCAAACUUAUAUUGCUCUCUCCAAAGCUGCGAUGGAUCUACUUGACUCAUGCAUUACAAAUCAAACCAGACGUUCGGAUGUCAAUGCCACAGAUCUGGUCUCUAAGGCCUGUUCUGCCCUUGCUAUACCAUUACACCUCAAGUACAGGUGGCAGACCGAAGGCAAGGGGCCAUCACCCUGGCGAAAGGCUACGUCGACGGCACUCGCGAUACUGGAAGCGUUCAUGCCUACCAAUUAUGCCUCUCAAGAUGGCAAGCAAUCCGACUCGCCGUUUUGGGAAGUGGUCGUCAGAAUUAGCGAUGGCAUUCUAGCGGCUGAUUGCGACGCAUGCGCCCGCUGGCAAGAGAUGUCUAAAGAUCAAGUCUUUGAUGUUGAUGCUUUCACAAGGCUGCAGAAGCUCAUCGUACCUGCUCUUGGGUCGUCAUCGAUAACCGAUGCCAUACGACGAAAGUACGCGGAGUCCAUCUUCACGCAUUCGAUGAUACAUGAGCCCCAUCCAGAUGACCUUGCCAGGCCGGAUCAGGAGCUCCUUGAGGGCCUACGAAGCACACACAUUGGCCGGGUCCAAGAGCUCCCGCCUUCGCCUCGGUCUAAGCUUAGCUACAUACUCCUCGAUGAGCUCUUCGGUCUCGUCGCUGUUCAUGAUGGCUCGCUUGAGCGCGUACGGCUAGCACAGGCAGCUGCUCCCUACCUGAUCUUGCGUGCAGGCCUUACACUGAAAGCAUAUAUCAUGGAUCAUCCGCUGCGAGGGCGUAUGCCCCAACCAUGGUCGCAAAAGAAAGAAAUGCUGCACGUUCUGCGCAAAUUAGUUGACUUGGACUCGGAACCGAAGGCCAUACCUGCUGCGCCUGGGAUUACUUCGGAGCGCAAGAAGCACUUGCAUAGACUGUAUCCAUUAGUGACAAAGGCAUUAAAGGCUGCUUGGAGGGACGAGGAAAUGACAAACGCGUUAAGGGAGGUAUUAGACGCUGUGGGAGAUGACUUUGGACUUUGA